Messenger RNA from Penicillium soppii, 801 nucleotides. RefSeq names its product class I SAM-dependent methyltransferase. Gene Ontology annotation, cellular component: endoplasmic reticulum. The transcript has a single exon. The coding region runs from base 1 to 801 and encodes 266 amino acids. The record is from RefSeq and is a predicted model, not a curated record. Gene Ontology annotation, molecular function: sterol 24-C-methyltransferase activity. Gene Ontology annotation, biological process: sterol biosynthetic process. Lineage: Eukaryota; Fungi; Ascomycota; Eurotiomycetes; Eurotiales; Aspergillaceae.
AUGGCUCAGGUUUACACAACAGACCACUCAGCCUCAGUCUUGCGCACCCACAGCUGGCGCACAGUCACCAACUCAGCACCCUACCUCAUCCCACACCUGAAGCCAGGCAUGCAAGUCUUGGACGUCGGCUGCGGCCCAGGCUCAAUCACCAUCUCAAUUGCCCAACAAAUCCCCACCGGCCAUGUGACAGGCGUGGAAUACGUUAGCGACCCACUGGACGGCGCGCGCGAACUGGCCAAAGCGAACGGCGUCUCAAACGUCACAUUCCAAGAAGGCGAUAUUCACGCGCUUCCAUUCCAAGACAACACGUUCGAUGUUGUCCAUGCGCAUCAGGUCCUCCAACACAUCGCAGACCCAAUUCAGGCUCUACGGGAGAUGCGGCGCGUCGUGAAAGAGGGCGGAAUCGUGGCGUGCCGCGAGUCGGCGGAAUUGAGCUGGUAUCCCGAAAACCCGGGGAUUGCGAUCUGGCGUCAGAUCACGGAGACUAUGCAGCGUGCUAAAGGCGGAAGCCCACAUCCUGGACGGAUGAUCCAUGUUUGGGCGCGGGAUGCUGGAUUUGAGCACUCAAAGAUCAAAAAGAGUGCUGGGGCUUGGUGCUUUGGGAGUGAUGAGGAAAGAGCGUAUUGGGGCGGAUCUAUGCAGGCGCGUGCUAUGUCUUCUGGGUUCGCGAAAAGUGCUGUUGGAGAGGGGUUUGCGCAAAAAGAUGAUUUAGAGAUUAUUGCAGCGGGAUGGAAGGACUUUGUGGAGAAUCAAAAUGCUUGGUUUGGGCUCUUGCAUGGGGAGAUUCUUUGCUGGAAGUGA